Molecule: messenger RNA, 807 nt
Organism: Haemonchus placei
Lineage: Eukaryota; Metazoa; Nematoda; Chromadorea; Rhabditida; Trichostrongylidae
Source: the annotation of a GenBank genome assembly
UUAGAUGAACAAACUGAAAAAGUUGCCUUAAAAUCAAUCGAGGUAUUCAUCUACUUCCUGUGUUUUGUUAUCGGUGGCCCACUGAACGUAAUCUCGUUGCGACGUUCACUUCGAGCUUUCAGUCAACAUAAAGCAAAAAGCCCUAUUUUACUUCUCCGAAUCAAUUUGAAUCUUGCUGAUCUCUGCACAUUGUUCGUCUUCGUGCCAAAGCAAAUCGUAUGGAUGCUAACCUACCAGUGGUACGGUGGUGAGCUGUUAUGUCGAGUAUGCUCGUUCUUCUCAACAUUUUCCUUUUAUGCGAAUUCAUUUGUAAUCGCUUGUAUAGCUAUUGAUCGUGUGUUUGGAGCUUACAAUAUGAGUUCGAUCAACGCUCAUCGUCGAGCUUAUCUGCGCUGUAGACGUCUUCUAGUGAUUGGAUGGUUGGCCGCAUUCGCUCUGAGUCUACCGCAGGCCCUCAUAUUCAGAGUGUUUGAGCCCUAUGAUGAUAAAGAUUUCCGACAGUGCACCCCGUUGUGGACGAUAUUUGUGCAUGAGAAGUUCAACGAGAUGAAAGCGACUAAUUCUUCAGACGUGGAAAAAAUCGAACAAGAGCUAAUGGAUAUGCAGCGACUGGAGAAAAUGUACAACAUCAAUCACUUGCUGUUCGUCUUCUGGAUACCGUGCAUUAUUAUCGUUAUCAGCUACCUGACAGUACUGUUGAUACUACAAGGGCACUUGAAAGAAGGUAUAGAUAUUGAUUUGUAUAAAUUGUUUUUUAGCAGACUUCGAAACGUAGGGUAUAAGCCGUGCACUAUGUCUGGCAAUUAG